Molecule: messenger RNA, 3112 nt
Organism: Thlaspi arvense
Lineage: Eukaryota; Viridiplantae; Streptophyta; Magnoliopsida; Brassicales; Brassicaceae
Source: the annotation of a GenBank genome assembly
CAUUAAGGCGCAUUGUGGCUCAGCCGAGAAACAAAAGUAUUAAGAUUGAUCGGCCGAGAAGAGCGAACCGCCUUACGAUUUUGUUGUUUCUUCCUUCGGCCAUAAACUUGUUACGGAAGAAUCGGUGUCUCGCCGCGAAGCUUUAGAAGCCAUGGAUUUGCAGGAGGAUCUCGAGAGAUUGGCGUUCUUCGACUAUGCUCUGAAAGCAGCAGAAGCCACCUACAUCAAAAACCCUUUAGACGCCGAUAACUUGACGAGAUGGGGAGGAGCGUUAUUGGAAGUAUCCCAGAUUCAGAACCCAUCAGAGUCAAAGCUAAUGCUUCAAGAUGCCAUAUCGAAGCUGGAAGAGGCGUUGUUAAUCAACCCAAAGAAGCACGAUGCGCUUUGGAUAAUCGGGAAUGCUCAUACUUCAAUUGGGUUUUUGACUCCUGACGAAACCGAGGCUAGAGAUAACUUUGACAAAGCCACUCACUACUUUCAACAAGCUGUUGACGAGCAACCAGAGAACGAAAACUAUCAGAGAUCAUUGGCAUUGACUUCUAAGGCUCCAGAACUACAUACAGCGGUUCACCAACAUGGUUUAGGUCCACAACCAUUGGGCGGUGCUGCUGGACCAUCAUCAACCAAUUCAAAGACCAUGAAGAAGAAGAAGAACAGUGAUCUCAAGUAUGAUGUGCUUGGAUGGGUCAUCUUAGCCGUUGGAAUUGUUACAUGGAUCAAUUUUGCUAAAUCUCAGAUGCCUCCACCGAGGCAGUAACAUUCACACACCAAGAGAAGUCUAAAGAUCUGAAACCUUUUUAUUUAUUUUUCAAGCUAUAAAGCGUUUCUCAUUGUUACAAACUCUAGAGAAAACAGAGAAUCAGAGAUUAUGGAACAGAGAAUCAGAGAAUAUGAGUUUCUUUUACUUACUGUUGAAUCAAAUCGUCUUUUAGAAAUGUACUGACAAAAUCAGUGGAGACCAUACUCGGAAGAGUACUCUUCAUGAACAUCAUCUCCUUCUUCUUCUCCACCGUUUAGCUCUGAGAUAGAAUCUCCCAGUUUAGGCUGAAGUGCUUGCGGUGCGAUCAUUUGGUUAACUCCAUGAACAGAAACCCAUUCGUUGGCAUACAGAUCUGGGUAGAUGAGUGGGACUCCAUUGAGAAGAAGGAUAUCACCUGACCAAGAGAACUCGAUUUCAUACCCUUUUAGAGCAGUUUGCAGGAUCGAUCCUUCCCACGCCAGUUUCUGGAGAUCUUUCCAAGAAAGUAGUUGCCGGAUCACAUGCCCUCGGAAAAUAGUGGCGUAAUCGGAGAAUUUGUUGAUGGAGUUUGGAAUCGCUUCGUCGAUGGGAGCGAAGACUGUGAGCUUCGUGUCGUUCCCUGAUAUUUCGAGCUGUAGAGCGAGAAACGUGGCCAUUAUCACGAAACCUCUGGAGAAUAGCAAACUCGAAGCGGAUUCGAAGAUGUUGAAGCAAUUCGCUGGUUUAGAUCUGUUGGGAAGAUUUUUAGUGGAUUCGGAGAAAUCAGGGCUCGGAGCAGUACGAGUCGCUGAGCUAGGGAUAGGAAUCGAAUCAAUAGUUGCAGGAGAUGAGAUAGGGUUUGCGAUUGAAGAAGACGAUGAUGAAUUAAGGCUCGGUUCUGAGAUCGGUGCUGUGAAAAACCCGCCGGCUACGUAAAUCACGACGUAGCCGUCGUCAAAAACAGGAGAAUCUUGGACCACGACGUCGUCGAUCGAAAAAGUACCUCCGGAUCGCGAUGAAUUCGUGACGAUCAGAGAGGAAUUAGAUCUCAUGGUAGGGAUUUUCGCGCCACGAGGAAGGUUCCUUAGGGUUUCUCCAGGGAGCCUCGCCGGAGAGAGCUCGUACUUGAUAUCGAGAAGCGAAGGUUGUCCAAAUUCCUUGAAAGCUUGAUCGCAAGGCGCGAAGAUGGUGAGUUCUUGCCACUCUUCUAGGCCCAGAUCUUUAUUCGCGAGCUGUAGAGUGAGCCCCAUGGAGAACAAGCCGGAAUCGGAGAGGACUUCCACGGCGGAGGAGAUUACAGAAGCAUCGGAAUGUGAGACGAGAUCGAGAAAGCAAAAUAGGAGGAAGAAGGUAGUAAGAAGCUUCGACGCCAUUGAAGCCGUUCUUUGAGCUCUCUCUCGUCUCUCUCUCGUCUCUCUCUCUGGUUGAAGAAAUGUUUGUUGUGGAGAAAAACCGUUGCAGGGAAGUUACAGUAUCAGAGAGCAUCCUAUAGAGGGCGGGAAAGAUGUGGGCUUUUACUUUUGGGCCCAUUUUUUUUUUUUCAUCAAUGUGUCCAAAAUUAAAUGUCCGACUCUAUCACACAAACCAACCGGCUCAAUCGAACCGAACCAAAGGGACUAAGAAUAAGGGUACUAUCGUCAUUUACAUAGCAAAACCCUCUAUCUUUAGUCUUCACCUGCAUCGGCUUCUUCUGCAUUUCCCAUAAGUUACUCUCGCUGGAAAAUCGAAAUCGGACCCGUCGACCGCUAAAGAGGAUGUUGAAGUUUCUAUCAAAAGUAAAGAUUGAGUACAACACAUUGGAUCCAAGGCUAGCGUCUUGCGUUGAAUUCUUAGCGCAAUGCAAUGCAAGGAAAGCCAAAGAAUCAAACCCGAAUUGUCAGGUUUUGGUGAAGCGUAGAACAGACGAUCAGCCACCGCGGAUCAAUGUCACGUUUGUCAAUGGUGUUGAGGAAGCUUUCGAUGCAGCAGAAACCUCGGCUCAGACGAUCAGGAAGAUGAUCCUCGAUAAAGGUCAGUAUCUCGAGACAGAGCAAAUGUUCCGCGAAGCGGGAGAGCAAUGGCCUGUGAUCAUCCCUGAAGAAGAGAUUCACCAAGAGGCUCCUGGUGUUAAGCCGCGUAAAGCAGAAGACAAGAAGUAAUGCUGCUUAGCCUCGUUUAGCUGUGGGAAUGUAAUAUCCGAGUCCUCGGUACGCAACUCGGUAUGCGUCUCAAGCUUAGAGUUUUUGGAAAGAUAAGAUAUGUGUUUGUAUUGUUUACUUCUUUAUGUGAAACUGGAAUUGAUGAAAUUUGAUCAGACAAAUUGAAUGAAUACUCUCUGAAUCUCAAAUCAACACCCUUGUUCUGAGUUUUGGCAUCAGUAGUAUUACAUGACUUAUCCAUUGAAUCCACAAGCCA